Symbiodinium necroappetens is the source of this 2682-nucleotide messenger RNA. Lineage: Eukaryota; Dinophyceae; Suessiales; Symbiodiniaceae. The record is from the annotation of a GenBank genome assembly.
AUGUACAAUCGUCAUAUGCACAUGGAACACGUCUUCCAGCAGUACUACCAGCAGCUCCACCAGCACAUCCUCCAGCAGCACAACUUCUACAAGCACUUCGUCGACCAGUACCUCCUCCACCUCAACCAGUUCGAGUUCAACUACUUCAACUUCAACCAGUUCGUCAUCGACAAGCAGCACAUCCACAUCUUCCAGUUCAACGAGCACAACCUCAACCAGCACGUCCUCCAGCAGCACCACCAGCACCUCCAGCAGCUCGACAUCGACCAGCUCUACGUCGACGAGUUCUUCAUCAACAUCAUCGACGAGUACGUCCUCAUCCAGUACUUCGACCAGCAGCACAUCAACAAGUUCUUCGACCACAAGCUCGACUUCGACCUCGUCAUCCAGUACCUCCUCGACCAGCACUUCUUCUACAACAAGUUCUACAACAAGCAGCAGCACCACAUCGACAACAAGCUCUUCCACCUCCACGUCGUCGACAACAACCUGGACCAACACGACAACCACCACAACCACCACCUCGAGUUCCACCACCUCCACCUCAACGACCUCCUCAUCGAGCACGACCAUCACCAUCACGAGUCCCAGCCCAAGCUUGUCUCCUGUGCAGUUGCAGAGCGUGCGCAGCUACUCUUGGUUGUGGUGGAAGCGGUGGCCUUGCGCGCGAUCGGUGCGCUCGAUCGGGCAGAAGAGGACGCAAACCUCUUGUCCGCCCUCCUGGAGAGCUUGGAAGGGGAGCCCCUCGUCGAGCCCUUGGUGACCACUUCAAGCACGGCUGUCGGCGCGGAGGUCACAGUGACAAUGUUGACCUUUGUGGCAGCUGCCAACACAGGCCAAAACAUCAUGCAAAUCGAGACCGUGGUGAGCGACGGCAGCUUUGCACCGCGGGUGAGUGUCCCUCUGGCCGUCCUUGACCAAAUCAGCGGUGGAUCCUCCGGCCCGGUUGCAAUCACCACCGGCAAGCUGCCGAUGCAGUUUUCCCGCGACAUUGAGGCCGUCGGAGCAGCCAAAGCGAGGAUGGACUUGAACGUCUCCGACGCCGAGGCUGCCCCGGCGCUCGCCACGCAGCCCUUCUCCAUCACGGUCUACGACAGCAAUGGGGAGCCGAUCCGAGGCAUUCAGCUGGCCCAACCGAUGACGCUGCAACUGGCGGAAGACGCAAACGACUCCAUCGCGUGCGCCUUCUUCAACCAGACAUCUUUCCGGUGGUCGACCUCCGGAUUGAGGCGUGUUCGACCAAACAUGGGAAAUGCCAGCACGACGCCAUCUGGAGCGCCAGUGCCCUUGAUUUGUGAGACAGACCACUUGAGUAUCUUCAGUGGUGUCAUUGCCAUGCCUGCCGAAGACAUGGAAGGAUACGUGGAGGUCCCUUUCGAAGAGUCGAACGUUGCAAACGGCGGCAUCAGCCCGGGCACCGGCGGCGGAGACUCGGUCCAGCAUCCUGGCAACGGCGGCGGGGUCGACCAGGUGGUUGACGUGGUCGACCAAGUGUUGAGAUGCACAAGGGCUGCCGGCAUCUUCUCCGCAGACGGUAUGAAUGCAGUGGGACGAGGCGCAUGGACGUCGUCGAGCUCUGCCACUGCCCUCUUCGUGAGCCUGGCGCUCUUCGGUGCCGCGGCUUUCGCGGCUUUCGCCCGAGAUAUCAGCCGCAACCAGACCAAGUGGAUGGGGCAGCUGAUGUCCCUGAGCUACACUGACAACGAGCAGGAGGAGGAGGACGAAGAGGAGGAAAAAGAGGAGAAGGCGCGGAGCCUUUGCAAGUACUGCAUCCUCGUGUUGCAGGGCCUCCAGGCGGGUGUUGACCCCGAGUCCCUGGAGCUGGCGAUUUUGGUCAGGACAGUGGGCAGCAAGCAAGGGGGCGAGCUGACGAAGGGCAAGAGUCCUCUCUAUGCCGCUGCCGUGAAGCUGGCCGAUAUUAUCAACGUCUCUUCCGGCUACGCCAAAGCGACGAACCUGUUCUUAGAGGCGAAUUGGCUCGCCCGAAUGCUCCUGCUCUUCCCGGCUGUCCACCGCUCACUCGCAGCGGGGCAUGGCAGCCUCAUCUACUCCCGUACAUCGAAGGUCGUGGUCAUCUUCUUGAAGAUCUUCUUUGCGGGCGCUUUGGCGGCUCUCUUCUUCCAGUCUGGGGCAUCAGGAAAUGACUCCGAAGCUGGAUGCAUAGAAGGGGCGGGCCUUGGAAUUACUCUGCUUCUGGGCUUGGCCUCGGCGUUGGUCAGUGACUUGAUGAUCUACGGCCUCGUGUCUCUGAGGAGACAAAACUUUAAAUCCGCCCAUGGCAAUGUGGAGCUCCAGUUAAAGGUCAAGGAGUGGCGUGUUCGGAACCUCCUCUUCUGGGCAAUCUCCUUGCUGAUUCUCAUAAUCUCCGUUUACGUGAUUAUGGCCUUCUUUGCGACGGUCACACCCACAGAUACCGAGACCUGGGCAGCAGGCGCUUUGGUCGUGCUCCUGGAGGAGUUCUUUUUUGGUCCUUUGCUCCUGGCAGGGGCCUAUUCUCUCCUGGUGACGCACACCUUGGAAGAUGCGGCAAUCGGUCAAUCCAUGAGGAUGGCUGCGGGAGCUGUCCAGGCACCGUUCCGCGCCUGGGAUGGGCCCUCGGCGGCGGAUUUCAGGGUUCCUAUCCCACACGAGGCCUCGGCACAGGGUGGCCAGCUCCGGGCCCUGGGCGCGGCUCCACAGGAG